AUGCUCACGUUAUUGGGGAACAAUCGAUUUGCAUUUGCCAUUGAUCCAAAGUCAAAAGCGGUUUGGUCCGGUGGAGCCGGGCAAGACUCUUUAUCCGGAGGCCAUCCCUACGAGUACUUGGAUCCUGUUUCCACGCGUCCGACGCCAUCGGACUAUGGAUGGCCUGUUUGCGAAGAAAAUCAUGUCGCCUAUACUCAAGAAGCAAACUGUAGCACAAUCAUCAUACCCAAACUAGUAUUUCCCGCAUAUUCGACAAUCAUAGGCGCCACAUUUUAUCCUUUAAAGCUAAACGGUUUACCCUAUGCAUUUCCAGCCAAAUGGCGUGGUAGUCUCUUUGUUAGUAUGCGGGGAUCGUGGCAUGUAAAUUCGAGUGGUGUUCCCUGGGAUGCACCACACGUUGCUUUUGUUCCAUUUGGUCUCAAAACGAGAAUGCCGAUAAAAUCAGUUAACUGGGGUGAUCCCUACUCACAAUGGAUCGAGUUUUUCACAGGAUUUCAAGAUGCAAAAGGAAAUCGUAUCGGUAGGUGUACCGGUGUCGCUGUGGGACCAAAAGGAAGUUUGUUUGUGGCCGACGAUACAACUGGAAAUAUAUACAGAAUCCGUCCAACAACAGCAAACUGUUAA
Messenger RNA from Didymodactylos carnosus, 624 nucleotides. The record is from the annotation of a GenBank genome assembly. NCBI's taxonomy places the organism in Eukaryota, Metazoa, Rotifera, Eurotatoria, Philodinida, Philodinidae.